Molecule: messenger RNA, 1087 nt
Organism: Cuscuta campestris
Lineage: Eukaryota; Viridiplantae; Streptophyta; Magnoliopsida; Solanales; Convolvulaceae
Source: the annotation of a GenBank genome assembly
CAAAAAGAUGAGAUCAAAAGAGCAAAUCACCAUAAACUCAAGCGUGAAAUUCAUCCUCAUCAGCAUCAUCUUCCUUAUCGUGUACUUCAUUACAAUCCCAUCAUCAAUGUUUUCCCCGCUCUCACUCCUCUAUUCAAAGCAAACUUCGCCGGAAAGUCGAGAACAGGCGACCGGAAGCGGCAAGAUUCCGGCGUCGCUGGCGGCGGCACUGGUCCACUACGCCACCACGACGGUGACGCCGCAGCAGACGCUCGACGAGAUCUCGGUGUCGAUGAGAGUUCUGGAGAGGAAGUCGCCGUGCAACUUCCUCGUCUUCGGGCUCGGCUACGACAGCCUGAUGUGGACCGCCCUUAACCAGGGCGGCCGCACCGUCUUCCUCGAGGAGUCCGACUCGUGGAUCGACCAAAUGGGCAGCCGCUUUCCUUCCCUUCAGUCCUACCAUGUUGUCUAUGAUACCAAGUUGAGUGAGGCAGAUGAGCUGCUGGAAAAUGGGAAGAAAGAGGAGUGCACGGUGGUCGGCGAUCCGAGAUCGUCGGAAUGCCGGCUGGUGCUGAAGGGGUUGCCGGAGAUAGUGUACGACACCGAGUGGGACGUCGUCAUGGUGGACGCGCCGACAGGGUACCACGACAAUGCCCCGGGGAGGAUGGGCGCCCUUUACACGGCUGGACUGAUCGCUCGAAACCGACCCGACGGGGAGACCGACGUGUUCGUCCACGACGUCGAUAGAGUCGUGGAGGACAACUUCUCAAAGGCAUUUCUAUGUGAAGGGUAUAUGGUCGAACAGAAGGGGCGGAUCAGACAUUUCACUAUCCCUAGUCACCGAGCUCGACCCGGUCGACCUUUUUGUCCCGCAACAACAGUGUAAUAUACUCUAGCAAAUAUAAUACACUCUUUGCAUUGUGAAACAAUAUCUUCUCACAUUUUAGCUAAUCAUUUGUCAUAGUAAUACUUUUUUUUUGAAUGCUAUUAGCUCUGUUAUAAUGUAAUAUCUCUUCAUAUUGUUCUCAAUCUAAUGACGCAUAUAGAACCAAUACAUCUGCCUCCGAGGGGCUCAUAUUUGUUAUAGUAAUAUAACUUAUUCUAUUCU